Messenger RNA from Coffea arabica (coffee), 1656 nucleotides. RefSeq lists its product as uncharacterized. The record is from RefSeq and is a predicted model, not a curated record. Lineage: Eukaryota; Viridiplantae; Streptophyta; Magnoliopsida; Gentianales; Rubiaceae.
AUGCAGGAAAAGGCCUUUGAAGCAUUCACCAAGAAACAGAAGAUGGCUCCCAAGAGCUUUGCUCUGCCUUCACCUAGAGUUAAUCAUGCUCUUGAAGGAGCCGAGAGUAGUAAAAGAGGGGGAUCUCCUAUGUUCCAGAAAAUAUCUCCAUCAGAAUUGCAAUACAGAAAGGCCAAUAAUCUGUGCUUCAAAUGUGGGGAUAGAUAUGGGCCCGGGCAUGUAUGUAGUAGGAAGGGGAUUCACAUGUUACUCGUUGAUGAUGAAGACAAAAGGAAAUUGGAGGAAUCAAUCUUGACCGAAAGGGCAGUGAUAAAAUAUAGUGGGGCCAGUAGUCAUAAAGAUGUAGAAUUUUCCAUCCACUCUAUGACUGGUGAACUGCUGCAGGGCACUAUCAAACUGAAGGGGAAAUUUAAUGGGAAACCACUCUCAAUAUUUUUAGAUGGAGGAAGUUCUCACAGUUUUGUUAAAGCUUCAGUGUUCGAGGAAAAUCCUCAAUUAGUAGUACCAAGGAAAUCGUUCGCAGUCAAUGUGCCUAAUGGGCAGUUGCUACAGUGUAAUAGCUGGGUUCCACGGAUGACUUGGGAAAUGCAAGGGCAUACAUUCACUCAUGAUGUAUAUGUGCUUGCACUUGAGCCGUAUGAUAUGGUAUUGGGGGUCGAUUGGAUGAGAGAGCACAGUCCUGUAACUUUUGAUUUCAAGCAUCUGCAAUUCUCCUUUAAUCAGGAAGGGCAGGAAGUGAAGCUACAAGGAGAUUUGAGAGAGACAGACAUCAAACUGAGGAAGGGAAAAACUGUCCAAAAGUUUCUGAGACGGAAGAAGAAAGAAACUCUCUGCAGGCCAUGUGUUCUAGCAGUUGAUAAUCCUGAGGUAACAUCUCACACUGAUGACUCCAUAAGUGCACUCUUGGCUGAUUAUACUGAUGUGUUUGGAGAACCUUCCACCUUACCCCCUAUUAGACAGUUAGAUCACAAGAUACCCCUUAAGCCAGAUUCUAAACCUUUCAAGUUGAUUCCUUAUAGAUAUCCCCAUACUCAGAAGAAUGAAAUUGAAAAACAAGUUCAGGAAAUGCUAGUUAAUGGCAUUAUUCAACCUAGUCAUAGCCCUUUCGCUUCACCUGUCUUGCUAGUUAGAAAAAAAGAUGAAACAUGGAGGUUUUGUAUUGAUUAUAGACAGUUAAAUGAAAUCACCAUUAAGGACAAAUUUCCCAUCCCUAUCAUUAAUGAUCUCUUGGACGAGCUCCAUGGUUCCAAAGUAUUUUCUAAAAUUGAUCUCAGAUCUGGUUAUCACCAUAUCAGAAUGCAUCCCCAUGAUAUACCCAAAACAGCCUUUCGAACUCACAUUGGAUUGUAUGAAUUCCUUGUUAUGCCAUUUGGGCUUACUAAUGCCCCGGCAACCUUUCAAGCACUCAUGAGUUCAAUUUUUAGCCCUUUCCUCAGAAAAUUCGUAUUAGUCUUCUUUGAUGAUAUUUUAGUAUAUAGCCCAGAUUUAACUACCCAUCUUAUUCACCUUAAACAAGUUCUGGAUACUCUCAGAUAUCAUAAACUUUAUGCUAAACUCUCCAAAUGCACUUUUGGUCAGCCACAGGUUGAGUACUUGGGACACAUCGUCACCAAGGAUGGAGUAGUUGUCGCGCCCCACUUUUUGAAUGUGAUGUGA